Molecule: messenger RNA, 1597 nt
Organism: Saimiri boliviensis boliviensis (Bolivian squirrel monkey)
Lineage: Eukaryota; Metazoa; Chordata; Mammalia; Primates; Cebidae
Gene: VPS37D
Product: VPS37D subunit of ESCRT-I
Biological process (GO): protein targeting to vacuole; protein targeting to membrane; ubiquitin-dependent protein catabolic process via the multivesicular body sorting pathway
Cellular component (GO): ESCRT I complex
Source: RefSeq, a predicted model, not a curated record
GGAGCGGCGCGUGCGGCCGGAGCCGGAGCGGAUCCCGGAGCCGGGGCGGAGCGGGCCGAGCCGGCCGAGCCAGCAGCCGAGCUGGGGGCGCGGGCGGGCGGCAUGUACCGGGCCCGGGCGGCGCGGGCGGGGCCGGAGCCCGGCAGCCCGGGGCGCUUUGGGAUCCUCAGCACCGGGCAGCUCCGGGACCUGCUUCAGGAUGAGCCCAAGCUGGACCGGAUCGUGCGGCUCAGCAGGAAGUUCCAGGGCCUGCAGCUGGAGCGUGAGGCCUGCUUGGCCUCCAACUACGCGCUGGCCAAGGAGAACCUGGCGCUGAGGCCCCGCCUGGAGAUGGGCCGGGCUGCCCUGGCCAUCAAAUACCAGGAACUUCGAGAGGUGGCCGAGAAUUGCGCUGACAAGCUGCAGCGGCUGGAGGAGAGCAUGCAUCGCUGGAGUCCCCACUGCGCACUGGGCUGGCUGCAGGCUGAGCUAGAAGAGGCGGAGCAGGAGGCAGAGGAGCAGAUGGAGCAGCUGCUGCUGGGGGAGCAAGGCCUGGAGACCUUCCUGCCCGCCUUCCAGCGUGGCCGUGCCCUGGCCCACCUGAGGCGGACGCAGGCGGAGAAGCUGCAGGAGCUGCUGCGGCGUCGCGAGCGCUCUGCCCAGCCGGCCCCCACCUCGGCGGCCGAUCCCCCCAAAUCCUUCCCGGCUGCAGCUGUCCUGCCCACUGGGGCUGCCCGGGGGCCACCAGCAGUGCCCCGGAGCCUGCCCCCCUUGGACUCCCGCCCAGUGCCCCCACUGAAGGGCUCCCCCGGGUGCCCCCUCGGCCCGGCCCCUCUGCUGAGCCCUCGGCCCUCGCAGCCAGAGCCCCCCCACCGGUAGGAUCCAGGGCGUGGCCCCCCAGUGGGGGGUCCUAGACAAACUUGAUGCGUGGCUCCUCCUCCUCCCCCACUGCCUGGGUGGGGGGAGGGGCAGGCCCCUCCCCCUGGCCUCAGGCAGGCCCUGGCCCUGGAGGCUGAGCUGGGGAGGAGGGUCGCCUGGACGAGGCCCGAGAGGGGGCUGGGUGGGGGUGGGCAGGGGGUUACGCCUCUGGCGCUGAAGACACCCCUGCCUUUUUUGUUUCCCUGGCCCGGGGCCUCCAGGGUGGUGGACCAGCCCCGUAAAAGAACUUGACUCACCUGUGGGGGCCUGGGAAGAUGCCUGCGCCCCCCAGGGGCCCUGCCAAGGGGACCGUCGCACCCCGCCACUCCACUGGGCUCGCACAACGCCAAGCCAAGGCCGCCAGGAGUGUUUUACAUCAUGUCCUGAGCCUACCCUUCCUCCAAAUUCUGGGGCCCACGGCCUAGGAGCCAGGUGGUCAGGCCUUGGCUGUGGGGCCAGGGACACGGUGGCCCUGGGGCUGCUACGUGCCCCGCACAUGCUCCAGACCCUGGGGCCAAGGUAGACCAGGGGCUUCUGACCUGCGCAGGUGAGUGGGCCAUCCCCAGGAAAGACCAUUCUGUAUUUUUCUGUCCCUGUCUCCUUAGAAUGGAAGCUUUUUGAGGGCAGGUCCUUGUCUUUGUACGUUCUGUCCCCAGCCCCGCCUCUUAGGGGCCGUCAAUAAAUGUGAUGAUGAGGAUGA